UUAUGUUAGUGACAGAAACUCAUAAAUCAGAAGUUGCUGCGUGUCUACUAUUGUUUCUCAAUUGGCUUCCCUCAUCUCAGAGAGCAUUAGAUAACUUAUUCCGGGGCAAAGGUCGGCCGCCUCCCUCUGCUGCAACACCUUACUGUUGCUUUAAAGCCAUUUUCUGCAGGCAGGCUGUCAGCAGACCUAAAUAAAACAGCAGAGACUGUGAAGCUUUUUAAAACUUGAACAUGGCAGACGAGUCUCCACUCUCAUCUGAACAGUUUCUGGGACGGACUAAUGAGCGUGACCUGAAUGAGCCUCUUACUGACCAUGCAGAGGGGCAGCUUUUCUUGACUGAAGCCUUCAAAAUUAUUGUGGACGAGGUGCUCCGCAAGGGCACAGAUGUGAAACACAAGGUUUGCGAGUGGAAAGAGCCCGAGGAGUUGGCACGGCUGCUGGAUCUGGAGCUGAGAGAAACAGGGGAGCCGCAACAAAAGCUCCUGCAGAGAGUCAGAGAUGUGGCCAAGUACAGCGUUAAGACAAGUCACCCACGAUUUUUUAAUCAGCAGUUUGCCGGGAUGGACUAUUAUUCCUUGGCUGGACGAUACCUCACUGAAACGCUCAACACCAACCUCUUCACCUAUGAGGUCGCCCCGGUCUUUGUGCUGAUGGAGACUGAGGUUCUGAGAGGGUUGCGGCAGCUGGUGGGCUGGACAGAAGGCGACGGUAUUUUCUGCCCCGGGGGAUCUGCCUCUAACAUGUACGCCAUGAACCUCGCACGCUACCGACUGUUCCCAGAGGCCAAAAGCCAGGGGCUGUAUGGUCUCCCACGACUCGCUGUCUUCACAUCUCCAGAGAGCCAUUACUCUGUGAAGAAAGGGGCUGCAUUUCUGGGCAUUGGAAUGGACAAUGUGAUCUUGGUGAAAGUCGAUGAUGGAGGCCAUAUGAUUCCAGAGGACCUGGAUGAAAAAAUAGAACUCACCAAAUCUCAGGGUGCUGUACCGUUCCUUGUAAGCUGCACAUCAGGGACCACAGUACAGGGAGCUUUUGACCCAUUGGAUCGCAUCGCUGAUGUUUGUGACAAACACAAGCUGUGGAUGCACAUCGACGCUGCCUGGGGCGGGAGUGUGCUCUUUUCCAAGCAACACAGACAUCUGAUGAAAGGAGCUGACAGAGCAAAUUCAGUCGCCUGGAAUCCACACAAGAUGCUGGUGGCCGGCCUGCAGUGUUCUGCCUUGCUGCUAAAGGACACCACGAACUUGUUGAAGCACUGCCACAGCACUAGAGCGACAUACCUCUUCCAGCAAGACAAAUUCUACGAUGUGAAUCUGGACAUUGGAGAUAAGUCCUUGCAGUGCAGCCGCAAGGUGGAUUGUCUGAAGUUGUGGUUGAUGUGGAAAGCUGUCGGCUCCGCUGGCUUGGCAGAGCGCGUAGACAAAGCUUUUGUCCAUGUGAGGUAUCUGGUGGAGCAGAUGAAGAAAAGAGAUGGGUUCCAUCUUUUGGGCGAGCCAGAGUUUGUGAACGUAUGCUUUUGGUUUAUACCACCAAGUCUGAGAGGGAAGGAAGGAAAUGCAGAUUAUCAGGAGAAACUGGCAAAAGUAGCGCCAACCAUCAAGGAACGUAUGAUGAAACAAGGCACGAUGAUGGUGGGCUACCAACCUCUGGGAAACAAGGUCAACUUUUUCCGUGUGAUUGCUUUUUCUCCCCUCAUUUCCCAGAAAGACCUGGAUUUCUUCCUCAAUGAAAUUGAAAGACUAGGAAAUGAUCUGUGACUUUAACGCCGCUUUCAGACAGAACCACCGUGUUCAUCUAGAAUUCGAGUUCAUGUGCACAGCCAGGCAUUGUAUAUUCACAAGUUAGAACAGGCAAACCUCACUGUAGCAAUUUAGAUAAUUUGCUGGAUCCAAACAGCUGCCGCAAUGUACCAAGGGAUAAAAUUAAUGAAUUAAAAAAAUAAUAUCGAUAUGAUCUGAGUUCUUCAUAAAUGUCAAUUGUGGAAAAGUAAACAUUUUAAAUACCUGUAAAUAACUUGAAUAACUUUUUUGUAAAGAGUGUAAAAAAUUAUCAAUUGAGUGAAUGUCCAUGCAGGUCAUUUUAACGAUGUGUUUCCAUGAGUGAAAAUCAUACCAAUAAAAUAUACCGAUGAUA
Messenger RNA from Stegastes partitus (bicolor damselfish), 2130 nucleotides. It is a transcript of the gene csad, whose product is annotated as cysteine sulfinic acid decarboxylase. Gene Ontology annotation, molecular function: pyridoxal phosphate binding; sulfinoalanine decarboxylase activity. Gene Ontology annotation, cellular component: cytoplasm. Gene Ontology annotation, biological process: carboxylic acid metabolic process; taurine biosynthetic process. Lineage: Eukaryota; Metazoa; Chordata; Actinopteri; Pomacentridae. The record is from RefSeq and is a predicted model, not a curated record. The transcript has 14 exons. Bases 231 to 1754 code for a protein of 507 amino acids.